CAUACAACACUCUCAAAACUGUUUUCAGCCCAUUUCUGUAAUUAAUUAUUUAGUGCUUGGAAUUUUUAAGCAGUAAUUGGAAGCUUUGAGAAAUGGCCGCCCUCUGAAUUCUGAUAUCCCCUCGAUCUCUCAGAUGCACACCCUCUCUCUCUAACCUCUAUAAUUUUUUGUAUAGCUACAUUUUUUUUCCUUUUUUAAAACUAUUAGAAGAAUCCACCAAUUACGAGCAAAUUCUUCGGUAACCAUUUCCUGCUAAUUUAUCAAUUUUCAGAAAUAUUUUGCAGCGUAAUUUUCACUGUAGGCGUGAUUAACUGGGGAAUCUGUGAUGUUAAUUUAUGGUUAAAUCGUUGUGGAGCAUGUGCCUUGGUGCCUUUAUUGAUUUACUGAUUAAAUAGUAUUAUUUUCUGCUUUAUUAGUUUAUAGAUUUUUCUAAUCUAAUAAUUUAUUGAUGAGCGAUCGAUUGAGUUGAGCUUCUGUAAAAAAAAAAUUCAAUAGCCUUAUCUGUGGCAUCGCGUGAUUCCGAGCUUGUGGCACGUUGUUUCGUGUUUUAGCCUUUAGGUCGAAUUUUGUUUUUGCGCGUAUAUAAAUAUAGUGGAUGCGCAUUUUGGUCUCCGCCAAUAAUUCUUCAACUAGGAUCCAGAUUUGCUUUGUGGAUAACGAGGAAAUGGCAAAAGGUACAAGAGGUCGACGCCGGAUUGCUUCACGGCAGUGCAGGGAAACACCAUACCCUCUACCAUCGCACAAACAAAAGGAGGACACUUGCUCCAAGGUAAUAAAAAAAGACUGGGAAGAUGCUACAUGCUCAGUGUGCAUGGAAUGUCCUCACAAUGCUGUCCUUCUCUUGUGUUCCUCCCAUGAUAAAGGGUGCCGUCCUUACAUGUGCGGGACUAGUUUUCGUUAUUCGAACUGCCUUGACCAAUACAAGAAGGCCUAUGCAAAAGCAGCACCAUCUGACAGCCAUUCGGUUCACGAUUCGCUUGAUAGUCAAGUUAUUGGUCCAUUUUCUGGUCACUCAGCGGACAAUGGUGAUGCUGCAGAGCUUGCAUGUCCUCUUUGCAGGGGCCAGGUGAAGGGCUGGACUGUUGUAGAGCCUGCGCGAGAACAGCUCAAUGCCAAUAAACGAAGUUGUAUGCAGGAAAAUUGUACAUUUGUGGGGACAUUCAAAGAGCUGCGGAAACAUGUGAAGGCGGACCACCCUUCUGCUAAGCCAAGAGUAGUGGAUCCCACACUAGAACAGAAGUGGAGGAGGAUGGAGCGUGACCGAGAGAGAGAAGAUGUGAUGAGUACCAUAAGAUCAUCAAUGCCAGGAGCAGUGUUUUUUGGUGAUUAUGUGAUAGAAGGAGGAGGUCAAUAUGAGUCUGAUUCAGAUGAAGAGGAGGGGUCUGAUAUUAAUGCCAUGGAGCAGAAUGAGGGCAUGGGAGUUGGCGUUAAUCAGAAUUUGAUGUCUAUGUUCCUCUUUCUGCAGGCCUUUGGUUCUGCAGGCAACGACGGAUCAAAUAGACGACAAGAGAGAGGCUCCAACACCAACGGUGCACUUGAUAGAGGCUCUGUGAGAUUGCAUCGCCACAACACAAUUGAUGAAUUAGAGUAUUCUGAUCAAGAUAGUGAAAACGAUGAUGAUAUAGGAAACGAAAAUGAUGAGAACGGUGGUUCGCCUCUGGUUGGGCGUCAACGUCGCCAAAGUAGAGUCGUCCUGGGGCGUUCUGGAAGGAGGGGAAGGAAUAGAGAGGUGAAUCAAGGGAUGAUAUAGUUGUCUUACCUUGCCUCCAAUUGCCAAUAUCAUAAAAAGUUCACAAGUAGGAAAUUGGUUAGCUGUAACUUUUAAACAUUUGCACAUGCACAUGCACAUGCACAUGCACAUUUGAUAUUCCAUGAUCCAUUGAUUCAAGAGUUGUAUGAUAAUACUAUUAUAGGAUAGCUCAGGAAUAUGGAUGAAAAACUUGCAUCUUGUAAUUUAAGUACAUUGUAAUUGCUGAUUAAUUUGUUUAUCACAUGUUAAUUAUUCACUCA
Salvia splendens (bonfire salvia) is the source of this 2010-nucleotide messenger RNA. RefSeq lists its product as uncharacterized. Bases 596 to 1750 code for a protein of 384 amino acids. The record is from RefSeq and is a predicted model, not a curated record. NCBI's taxonomy places the organism in Eukaryota, Viridiplantae, Streptophyta, Magnoliopsida, Lamiales, Lamiaceae. The transcript is spliced from 3 exons.